Molecule: messenger RNA, 546 nt
Organism: Camelina sativa (false flax)
Lineage: Eukaryota; Viridiplantae; Streptophyta; Magnoliopsida; Brassicales; Brassicaceae
Source: RefSeq, a predicted model, not a curated record
AUGAACUCGUUUUGCAAAUUGGAGUAUGAUCAAGUAUUUGGCAAAGAAGAUCACUCAUUUUCAUUUCUAAACCACUCAUCACUUUACUCUCAUCAAAGCGACUUAGCGAAUCUUUUCUUCGGCUUAGAAGAUGACUUUCCUCCUUCUGCCUCAAGCUUUCUGGCUUUACCUGAUUAUCUUCCUUCUGCCUCAAGCGUUCUGGCUUUACCUAAUCUUGAUCCUAUCUCCAUCGUAUCUCUUGACGCAGAUUUACUUAGUGGGUACAGUUCUGUUUCAUGGACCGAAGAAGAGUCGAUGCUCGAUUUUGAUUUGGAGAAAAAGAGUGAAACCAUCUCCACCAAAAAGAGGAGAUGCAGAGAAGAAUGUGUUUCUAGCUGUUCUGUUUGGAAGACAUUGUCGAAAGAAAUCAUCUCAUUGUACUUCUACAAGUCGAUAACUCAAGCGGCUAAAGAACUUAACAUUGGUUUAACUCUUUUGAAGAAGAGGUGUCGCGAAUUGGGUAUUCAACGCUGGCCUCAUCGUAAGCUCAUGAGCCUGCUCCCUUAG